GAACAUAUCGUGUUUCUCGAACUUACUCGACGAUGACGAAGACCGAGUGCAGCCCGAAGUUCUGCUUCGUCACCGGUAUAAAACAGAACAGUGGCGGCGCAUUGACUUCAAGCUUGUCUUUUGGUCAACUUUUGGUAACUCGAACGCGAAGUACCACUGUUAGCAAUGGCUCCAGUCAGAAACGGUCGUCACCUCUUCAACGAGGUUCCAACUGGCUACCCUGUGCCAGGGAAGACAACGGUGUACGACGGUAGCCAGACCAUCGACCCCGACACCGUCCCCUUGAAUGGUGGCUUCCUGCUGAAGACGCUUGUGCUAUCAAUCGAUCCUUACAUGCGGGGAAAGAUGCGGGAUCCGAAGGUCGAGAGCUACUCGCCACCAUUCCUCAUCGGGAAGCCCCUGGAGAAUUUUGGUGUAGGCGUCGUCAUCCGCUCCGAAAAUCCUGCAGUCAAGGCAGGCGAUCAUCUCUACGGCAUCUUCCCAUUCCAGGAGUACUUUGUCGAGACCGACCCGAAGAAGUACCGCGUACUUGAGAACAAGGAGAAGCUACCCUGGUCCGUGUACGUCGGCGCAGCAGGCAUGCCCGGCCAAACGGCGUACUACGCCUGGAAGGAGUACUCUGCCGCCAAGAAGGGCGAGACAGUGUUUGUAACAGCGGGCGCUGGGCCUGUUGGAUCGUUCGUGAUUCAAUUGGCGAAGCUCGACGGACUGAAAGUUAUCGCAUCUGCGGGCUCUGAGGACAAGGUCGAGUUCAUCAAGAAGCUCGGCGCCGACGUCGCGUUCAACUACAAGACGACCAAUACGCGGGAGGUGCUGAAGAAGGAGGGUGGUAUCGACAUCUACUGGGAUAAUGUCGGCGGGGAGACCCUCGAAGCUGCCCUUGACGCUGCACACCCAGAAGCACGCUUCAUCGAAUGCGGCAUGAUCAGCGCGUAUAACGCCACCGAGCCCUACGGCGUCAAGAACCUCAUGCUCGUUGUGGCCAAACAAAUUUCGAUGUACGGCUUCCUCGUGUUCCGCCUCGGACAGAAGUACGAAGAGGAGUUCUACCGCGUCAUCCCGGCGAAGCUGGCCAGCGGCGAGCUGAAGUACAGUGAAGAUGUUACGAAGGGAUUAGAGGACGUCGGUGAGGCGAUCCUGUCGGUACAGAAGGGGACGAAUAAGGGCAAGAAGGUCAUUCUGGUCGCGGAGGAGUGAGAGUGAAGCCUUCGUAGCAGCAAAAUAUUAAUGUGUAUUAUAGCAAUUCUUGGUUUAUCCCGACUAUGAAAGCGCCCAUGAUUGUAAGCUUAUCAACAUCUAGACAUUCCAUCAUCAGUCUGCGAAGCUCGUUACAUGUACUCGACAGUUCGAUGCUAAUCGUUACUGG
Messenger RNA from Gloeophyllum trabeum ATCC 11539, 1366 nucleotides. RefSeq names its product NAD P-binding protein. The record is from RefSeq and is a predicted model, not a curated record. Gene Ontology annotation, molecular function: oxidoreductase activity, acting on the CH-CH group of donors, NAD or NADP as acceptor. The transcript has 8 exons. Bases 166 to 1197 code for a protein of 343 amino acids. NCBI's taxonomy places the organism in Eukaryota, Fungi, Basidiomycota, Agaricomycetes, Gloeophyllales, Gloeophyllaceae.